This is a messenger RNA of Durusdinium trenchii, 912 nucleotides long. The record is from the annotation of a GenBank genome assembly. Lineage: Eukaryota; Dinophyceae; Suessiales; Symbiodiniaceae.
AUGGACGCCGGAGAGAUGCAGGUGGCCUGUAUCCUGUGGUUGCACCUGGCGUUGAUUCAGCGCUGGAGUCGGAUGGACGCCAACCCACAUAGCGUGUCCACAUUGCUUUGCGCCGAGCUGUUCGUGAACGCGAACCUGGAUACCAGUGGCAUGGGAACAAGGACGCAAGCCGAGUCCUUGGGCUUCUUGGAUACGGAGAUUUUCGAGCUGUUCCAUGCGACGCGCUCGCGGGUCUAUCGAUGGCUGCGAACGAAGACGAAUGAACGUGAUCACGUCUUGGAACACGUGGUCUCGACCGUCGCGUCCAGCCCCGCCCGCUCGCUGGCAACGUCCACGUCCCACCGGCGUUGGUCGGAGCUCGAGGACACCUGGGACGGCUCGGGGCGCUUCGCGCCGAGCAUCACGGGUGACCACGGGUCCACCGGGCCGAACGCCGAUGAGGACUUCCCACGUUGGCUGGCAGCCUCUGUGGACUCUGCACCGCUGGAGGUGAAUGUGAACCUGGGCCAACUGCAGUUCCGGCAGCACAACGUCACUGCCGUGCCACGCGAGGUUUUGGAGCUGCCAGAGUUCCAAGAAGUGUUCCCUGAGGUGGAGGUGAAUUCCUGCUUGCUUUGGGCGUUGGUGGAAAAGACCCAGCAAAGGGACCGCUACCGCUUCGCCGGGCUCAGGUAUGAAUUCCAUUUGUGGAAGUUGGAUCACACCACACCAGAGAUCCCCUUCUCCAGGAGGUUUCCACAGCAUGCCACCGUGGCAGAGGACUGGAUCUCUUCCGCGAUCUCCACCUGUGCUGAGAUCCAGACCCUGCCGGACAAGCCCAGACUCUGCCGUGCGGAGAAGGGGAGAGGGGCAGAACAUGCCAUGUCACGAGGAUUGGGUGAAGAUCACUGGCUUCAAGAGCAAGAACUAUAG